AUGGUGGCAGCUUAUAAGAAGCAGAAACUUGAUAAGUCUGGAAAGGCCAAGAAUGCUGGCAAAAAGGUGGAGAAGGUAGAAGUAGAACGUGAAUCAUCAUCUGAAGAAGAACAAGCUUCUGAACCAGAAGAUGAAGAAGAAGAUGAUGAAGAAGCACUUUCAGACCUUGAAUCCAUGAGUGACAUGGAUGAAAACGAUGAAGUUGAUGUAGCAGACGUCUCCUCAUCUGAAGAAGAUGACUCCGACGAUGAUGAAGAUGAUGAAAGAAUCCCAAAACUUAAGAAAAAGAAGAAUCUUGAUGAUGGAUCAGAAUCAUUUGCCAAUGCAUUCAAUGCUAUUAUUGGUUCUCGUUUGAAGGCAUACGAUAGAAAGGAUCCAAUUUUGGCUCGUUCCAAGACUUCCUUGAAGAAACUUGAAUCUGAUAAAUUAGAAGCUAAGGCAAAGAGACUUAUUAAUGCCGAAAAGAAGGAACAUCAAGAUAACUGUCGUGUGAAAGUUUUACUUCCAGCAGCUGAUAAGCCAGAAGAAGUUAGAACCCUUAUAGAAAAGGAAAAGAAAUUGAAGAAAAUAGCUCAACGUGGUGUGGUGCGAUUAUUCAAUGCCGUCUUAUCCACACAAAUCAAAACUAAUCAAGACAUGGAUAAAGAAAAGGGAUUGGGUGUAACUCGUAAGGAAGAACUCAUGAAUGAGAUUUCCAAGGAAAAGUUUUUGGACUUGGUACAGGCUGCAGGUCAAUCAUAG
Molecule: messenger RNA, 741 nt
Organism: [Candida] anglica
Lineage: Eukaryota; Fungi; Ascomycota; Pichiomycetes; Serinales; Debaryomycetaceae
Source: the annotation of a GenBank genome assembly